Molecule: messenger RNA, 1149 nt
Organism: Fusarium sp. VM40
Lineage: Eukaryota; Fungi; Ascomycota; Sordariomycetes; Hypocreales; Nectriaceae
Source: the annotation of a GenBank genome assembly
AUGGCCAACACCUCGCUACAUUCCCAGUCCGAGUCCCGCUUUAUCUGCCGUCUGCCUAGAGAAGUGCGUGAUGCAGUUUAUCUUGAAUUAUGGCGCUCUUGCGGCCUUCGCCAGCACAUCAUUUGGCACGAAGACAAGCACGACCGAAGUAGCGCACACUUCUGUCGCUGGGAAUGCACAACGCCAUUUACCGUCGAGGACAAGCUCCAAGAUGAUAUUGAUUUGAUAAGAGUUCGCCUUGGGACUCCCGAGGGAGAAUGCUUCGCCGACAAAACCCAUGCACUGAGGCUCUUUUCUGCCUGGAAGAACCACUGGGCAUGUGGCCAACGUAUUGGCGAGGUGUACGGCGAUGAUAUGGACCCCGGUGUUUCGUUGUCAAGCUCUCGUAGUCCUUGUUGGAGUAGUCGCAAUAUGAAUGUCAACGCGGGAGUCCCAAUCGUGAAAAGCCCGUACCUUGGCAUACUGCUGUCAUGCAAGGCAAUAUCCUCAGAAUGUUUAAAGUCUAUUUACGAGUCAACGACUUUCAUAUUCACAGACACAUUCGCAUUAAACAUGUUUGUUGGGUUCUGCAAAGUGCCGCCAGCAAAUCAAGCGAGGGCUAAGAUGGGCGUUCCACCGCCAGCAUUUCACACUUAUGUGGAGCAAGAACGUCACUGUUCUCUGGACUUCCACGGGCUACGACUUGACCUUUUGGAGAACCUCACGACAGUCGAUAUUUGGGUAGCUGCUCGCUGCACACAUCUAAUCGUUGAUAGGGACGGAGAGAAUCUUGACCCCAAGCCUUACGAUAUCACAACGCUAAACGUUUGGAAACUGAAACAAGCCUUGUCACACUUAGGCCUUGAGAAGAAUAUUACCAUCAGCACCCCUCUGAGUGAAUGUGUUGAGCCACAGGACGGCUACAUCGAACAUGACGAGCUUUACCCAGGCCUGAGAAUAUGGCGGCGAGGUACAGGAUAUCUUUAUCAUCCAGCGUUAUACCCAAUUAUCAACAAAGAGAUGCUCAGCAGUAAUAUUUACCUGAGCGAAAAACGAGAAUUGGGGUUCAGUCGCAACCCGCAAUGGGCACAGUUGUCCAAGGACACAUCAAUCUCGUGGGCGUAUAACUGGCCUUGUGGCAGCUUUGCUGUCAAAGGCAAAAUGGGGUAG